Osmia lignaria (orchard mason bee) is the source of this 1211-nucleotide messenger RNA. RefSeq names its product putative palmitoyltransferase ZDHHC24. The record is from RefSeq and is a predicted model, not a curated record. Lineage: Eukaryota; Metazoa; Arthropoda; Insecta; Hymenoptera; Megachilidae. Gene Ontology annotation, molecular function: palmitoyltransferase activity.
UGACAAACACGCACUGUCUAAAACCAUAGUUGGCGAAGUGCUAUAGAAAUAUUCGUGAAAAAAUUAGAAACCAUGCGAAGUCGGCCACUAAUCGAAGGGAGACGGCAACAAUCAUUUGAGUCGUGUGAUUUGAUAAAAUGAUCCAAAGAUUAACGUUAUGAAGUAAAUAUAUGUAUUCACACCGAUAAGAAGUGGUCAGUAUUCCGAGAAAAAUCACGUGGUACGUGAAAAACAAAUUGUUAAAAAUGAUUCUUCGAAAAAGGAUUUGGCCUCGUACUUUAAGUGACUUCUUUUCCAUGAUUUUUAUAUUGAUCAUCGUGCCUCUGUUAUAUUGGUUCGAAUUAUGGGUGGUAUUACCGGCAAUACAUGAAUACGCAACUUUGUUAUUUAUUUUACAUUUUAUCUUUGGAAAUUUUAUAAUGUUAAAUAUUGUUGGAAAUUUCACAUAUACAAUUUUCUGUGAUACCAGCACUAGAAGAGAUAUUAUGCCAAUAAGUGCUGCAAAUACUAGAGACGGUUGGAGGUUAUGUGCUUCUUGUGAAACUCUUGCACCUCCACGUUCGUGGCAUUGCCCAACUUGUAACGUUUGCAUUUUAAAGAGGGACCAUCAUUGCAUUUUUACUGGGUGUUGUAUCGGUCAUUACAAUCACCGAUAUUUUGUCAUGUUUCUUUUGCAUUUAUUUAUAGCAACAGUGUAUAGCUUUUAUUUCAACAAUUUGUUCAUUUGGGAUAGGAUACACUUUGAAUUUCCUAUGUCAAUAAUCAAAAUUAUUUUUCCUUUAGCUAUAUUUGUUUUUGGGUUCGAUGGUUCUAUUGACCAAUUUUAUCUACUUUUAUACAUUGUAUCUACAGUAGGAAUGUUGUACACCGGGGUUUUAUGCAUUUAUCAUUUCUGUCUAAUAUUUAAUGGUAACGUAGCAAAUGAAAGUAAUAAAAAAAUAUGUACAUAUAAUUUAGGUUGGAAACAAAAUAUAAAGGAAGUAUUAGGUGAUCGUUGGUAUUUAGCACUGAUAAUUCCUUAUGUAAAAUCUCAGUUACCACAUAAUGGUGUAAUAUGGGAUACAUCAAGUUCAUGGCAAUAUAUCAAUCGUAAGAGUAAAUAAUGCAUUUCUUUAUAAAAAAUAUAUACAUGUAAAUGAACAACACAAAUACAUGAAUGAAGUAAAACAAUUUUUAGCAUGGAGGAAACAAAAUAAAUUUCGUAAGGUUCA